Sardina pilchardus (European sardine) is the source of this 2176-nucleotide messenger RNA. RefSeq names its product transmembrane BAX inhibitor motif containing 1a (gene tmbim1a). Gene Ontology annotation, biological process: negative regulation of apoptotic signaling pathway. NCBI's taxonomy places the organism in Eukaryota, Metazoa, Chordata, Actinopteri, Clupeiformes, Clupeidae. The coding region runs from base 244 to 1284 and encodes 346 amino acids. The transcript is spliced from 12 exons. Gene Ontology annotation, cellular component: Golgi apparatus; endoplasmic reticulum. The record is from RefSeq and is a predicted model, not a curated record.
AGGAAACGCUUGCAACAAGCUAACAUCUGUCUCUGAGCUCUGCUGCCUCAGAGAACAAGGCGGAGGUCGGCCACUCAACCACGGAAACGGAGGCUAUCGUCAGGAUUCUCCCGUGGUGAUAUCGUAUAUCCGUGAGAAAAGGACUGUUCAGUUUUCUCCCUUCUCUUUGUGCGCCUGUUUUCUUCAUUUUUAGAAACAACAUAUUUCUUGGUGGACCACGUUACCUGGAAGUCCAGGGUUGCCAUGUCCAGGUCAGACUUCCCACCGGGCUAUGAUGAGUCCCGGGACCCUCUCUAUAAUGGCCAGGGAGGGAACUACCAGGGCCCCCCUGGUUACGGCUUCUCACCGUAUGGAGGUCAGCCCCAGCCCGGCCCUUACCCAGGGGCACCCAAUGCCCAGCCCUCUGCACCUUACCCUGGACAUCCAGGCUCUGCACCUUACCCUGGACAGCCUGGCUCUGCACCUUACCCUGGACAGCCUGGAGGGUACCCAAAUGCUGGUCCCGUGCCUGGCCAGGGGUACCCACCCCAUGGGAUGCCUGCCAUGCCACCCAUAAUGCCAGUCAUGCCCAGAGGAGGAGACGUCGAGGGGUUCACCACAUCUGGAGACUGGGAUGACAUCAGUGUUCGGCACAAGUUCAUUCGUAAAGUGUACAUGAUUCUGACCGUUCAGCUUCUUGUCACUUUUGGUAUUGUGGGAGUUUUCUGUUUUGUGAAACCAGUGAAGUUAUUUGUCAGUCAAAAUCCAGCUAUCUACUGGGCUUCCUAUGCUGUGUAUUUCAUCACACACAUUGUGCUUGUUUGCUGCUCAGGACCCAGGAGGCGUUUCCCAUGGAACUUGAUUCUCCUCAGCAUUUUUACUCUUGCUUUAUCUUACAUGGCAGGAUCGAUAUCCAGUUACUAUAACACCGAAUCGGUGCUCCUUGCAUUGGGAAUAACAGCUCUUGUGGCCAUUGCUGUGACUGUGUUCUGCUUUCAGACAAAGGUGGACUUCACAAAAUGUCAGGGACUUUUCUGUGUCCUUGGAAUAGUAAUGUUUGUGACUGGAAUCAUCACAUGCAUUGUGCUCACAAUUACAUAUAUUCCAUGGCUUCACAUGUUGUAUGCGGCAUUAGGAGCUAUUGUGUUCACACUGUUCCUGGCCUACCACACCCAGCUCCUGAUCGGUAACAGAAAGCACUCUAUCAGCCCUGAGGAGUACGUCUUUGCUGCUCUCUCCAUCUACGUCGACAUUGUCCAGAUCUUCCUGUUCCUCCUACAGCUCAUUGGGGCUGCGAACCGAUGAGUCCUCUGAAAUACUUUCAGAUCAUAUUUAUGCAGUCUCACUUACCCAAUACAUAUCUGUGUAUAAAACUUUUCAGUAUAAAGCUUCGAUGAUGAACACAUAGGAGAAUACAACAUAUCAAUAUAAAACAACAUGGGAUACAUUUUUGCCGUUAUUCUGUAGCACAUAUAUGCUCUGCUUUGUAUAUAUCGCAGAUAUAAAAAAGGACACAGAUUUUUUUAAAGUAAUCACAACCCAGAAUAUGCCCAUGCUAGGGUUUCCAGUUGCACAUGAACUUUAAGUUUCAAUCACUGAGAAAUGGGGCUCGUAUAAUAAAGUUAGAGACUCUAUCAGAAUAUAAACAGGUAAAUCUGCCAUUUCUAAUGCUUAUAUGUCAUAUCAGGAUCAGGAGAUUCCUAAAUAAAGAUAUGUUUUUUUCUCACUGUAUUUAAUACUUGACCUGUUUAAAUAUAUAUCUUGAUAAUCAAGACAUGUUGUAUGCACUAUCCGUGUUGCUGUUCUGUUACACCCAUGCUGUGUCCAGUCUACAUAGUUGGCAAAGGCUGUGCCAAACUUUUGCCUGUGUUCGUUAUUUCUCUACACAGAUGAUUUGCUUUUUUACUGGUGAAAAAACAAAGCAGACGUAAACCUGUAAAGAACUAAGAAGAUGAACAUAAUUUGUAAUUCAUUGUUUUGUAAAUGAGUAAAAAGAUAAUUUAAUCUUGACAUAAAAAACAAGGAUUUAGUAAUCACACACUUCCCUUUGAAGGUGUAAAUCUGUAUUUCCAGGACGGACAUUCCCAGAACUUUAAGGAAAAUAGGUACGCCUGCUUAGGAUGAGCAGCUGAUUUUCACUGCAGUUGUUGAAUGUUUUUCACCUUUUCAUUGUUAAUAAAUGAAUCCUGUACUUCUA